Dendrobium catenatum is the source of this 381-nucleotide messenger RNA. Its product is annotated as thioredoxin-like 2, chloroplastic. Gene Ontology annotation, biological process: cell redox homeostasis. Lineage: Eukaryota; Viridiplantae; Streptophyta; Magnoliopsida; Asparagales; Orchidaceae. The record is from RefSeq and is a predicted model, not a curated record.
AAUUUCUCCUCCACCGCAACGCGAACCCAGCGGGCUCUAAAGAAAAACAACAAGCGAGGAAGACAAGAGAGAUUAAGUGAGGGAUUGAGAGGGCCGGUCGCAUUCAUCUCCUUUCUCCCGCUUAUUUCAAGCUUAUACAUCGCUGAGAACUAGCAGUUGUUAACCUCACAUUGGGAAUCUGCUCUACUAAGUCCGAGAGGUUUCUUUUUCUUUUUGAUGGCCGAUGCUCUCCUUCGCCUUACUCUUCUUCUUCCCUUUCGAACGCCGCUUCUUUAUCCGGAAACUUCCUCCCGUCGGCUGAAGCUAUCAACGCGACCUCAUUCCACUGCCCUGGUCGCAGCCGCCGCUUCUCAACACUUCCAACGAUCGUCCGGUUUCGUG